AUGGCUACUUCCAGUAAAGAGUGGUUGGCCAAAACCGUUAAUGACGGGGCCAUUAAAUGCUAUUCAGAUGAAGACAUCUCAUCUAGCAAUGUUCUCAUUCAAGAAGGUGUCGCUAAAAUAACAGAUUUUGGUCUGUCUAGCGUGUUAAAACAGAGAGCCACUAAAUCAAAGGGUGCGGGGUGUAUGGUGUACCUUGAUCCUUUGUCUUUCAUGGACACUACAUAUAGACGAGGAAAGGAAUCCGAUGUCUUCAGUCUGGGAGUAAUUUUGUGGGAAAUUUCCAGUGCCAUGAAUCCUUGUGGGGGCUGUACGGAAGUUAGUGAAGUCAUUUCAUUUCGGAUAAAUGGGCUUAAAGAUGAUCCUUUUCCUGGAACGCAUCAAGACUACAUUGACCUAUAUUCGGAAUGUUUGACAGAAGACUUCAAAAAACGGCCAUCUUGUGAACAAAUAUAUAAAAGACUGGAAAUAUUGUUUAAUUCAGAAGAUCCAGAAGGUCAAGAACAAUAUUCACCGAACGAACAAAUUUCGAUUAAUCAUGAAGUAUCGCAAGGAAGUGUGACGAGGGCUGAAGUUCCACACAAAUAUGAGGCACCUCUUAUGAAUUCUAGAGCGAAGUAUGAAAUACCAAGAGCCUGGCUAGAAGAAUCAGAAUUGGACAGGUCGAAGACUCAUUCUCUGAAAAACGUAAACCUUGACAAGGAUACUCCAACAUACAAGAAACUCGAUGAUUUGUAUGCACUCAUUGACGGUAUCGAAACGUGCAUGUUUACUACACGCCGAAGCGAUGGCUCCCUAGUCUCGAGAGCAAUGCAAACACGAAGCCGCAUCCCAGGAGCAGCAAUUUAUUUUGUAACUAAUAACCAAACCGAUAAGCUGGAAGACAUGAAAUUUGAUCCACACGUCAAUUGUGCAUAUAUCCGCGGAAGUACUGAAGAAUGGGUUAGUGUGGCUGGAACUGCGCGUAUAGUCGAGGAUAGAGAUAUGAUCAAACAGUUAUGGACAUCAGAUUGUAAGAAAUGGUUCGGUGAUCUCGGAGAUAACGUUCAUGAUGGAAGCGCUUCAGAUCCGAGAGUUUGCUUGGUUCUCGUGGAACCGGACACUGUUCAUUAUACAUUAAAGAAAAAUAACGCGGUCGUCGAAUUGUUUAAGAUUGCGAAAGAAAAGAUUACAGGAGAACCUGCUAAUACUCAAACCGAACGGGCGAUUGAUAACGACGAACUUCGAACUGCGAGAGGUCGAAUUUAA
Messenger RNA from Paraglomus occultum, 1245 nucleotides. The record is from the annotation of a GenBank genome assembly. NCBI's taxonomy places the organism in Eukaryota, Fungi, Glomeromycota, Glomeromycetes, Paraglomerales, Paraglomeraceae.